AUGCUUUUUUUGUUUGCAACUUCUAAGUCAGAAAAUUCCAUAAUUGGUUACCAAGUAGUAAAGAAGCAUGUAACAAAGGCAUUAGGAGAUGCAACAAAAUCGUUACUAUUAACAUUUAAAACUAAGAAAACACUUGGCCUAUUCCUCAAAUUUUCAAUAUAUAAAAGAUUGAGCUGGAACAGUUGGCAUCAUUUAUGGACCAUACGGAAAAACACACGCCGAGUUUUAUCGGCUUUCAAAUGA
Molecule: messenger RNA, 243 nt
Organism: Diabrotica balteata
Lineage: Eukaryota; Metazoa; Arthropoda; Insecta; Coleoptera; Chrysomelidae
Source: the annotation of a GenBank genome assembly